CGCUACUGGUCCACAGUCCACUAUGGUUCCACCUGUCCUGCCUGUCGGCGCAUUUGCCCAUCGGGUCACACCAAUGACUGCAGGUCACAACAACACUUGUGAGUAGGACUCACAGGGUUGACAGCUCCCUGUCUCUCUAUGCAGGGGCACCCAGUCUGACCAGGAAACCCCGGUGAUCACGGACCCUGUCCGGAUGACACCCGCGCGAGCCUGCAGCACACUUUUGUGGAGUUAGCAUUAGCCAAGCUAACAAACCGGAUAACGAUCAAAUAUAAGCAGGCAACUUGACCCAGUGUUCGUUAUGGGUUUCUGGGAAUGUUUGGGCCUUGGAGCUGCUGAAGAGUUUAUUGUGACCGGAUGGAUGGACAACAUCGUUUAUUGGAGUGUGCGUGGUUGUGAAAACUAACCGGUUUCCCAGGCAUGAUGGAGGGACUCCACAACCUGGGCCCACGCAGACAGGGGCUGCUUGCAGCUCGCUUUAGCGGAGCCGUUGUUACGAAGAGUUCAGCCAACAGCGAGUCAUCAAACCAGUCGCUGAGUGACAAGGAACUAGAGCCUGAGAAGAAAAUCAGGAAGAGAAAAGGAGACAUCUUUGAUGGCAACAACCAAGGAAAGCAAAAGGGGCACAAAAUAAGUGAUUAUUAUGAGCAGUUUGCUGGUAGCAGCGGCUCUGGUUCUGGUCCUGCUGGAGGUGUCCACAUGCUGCUGCGCUCUCCUUCUCAACAUUCCCUUUCUUAUCCCCCGUUUCAGUACACCAGCCCUUCGUCCACAGGCUCCGUCUACACAGACUCCUCAUCCUGCAGCUCAUUUACGACCGCUCCUUUCCUGUCUCUUUCACACAAAGCCAUCCAGUCAGAACUGACGCUGCUGAAACUCAGAACAAUAGAGAAGGUGAAGAACUCUGACCUGGUCAAGACUGACGGCAGGAUAGACGACCUGAUGAGGGCUAACUGUGAUUUGAAGCAGCAAGUAGAAGAGCAGCAGAAGAUGCUCGAGUGCUACAAAGAGCGUCUAUACAAGUGUGUGAAGAUGAGCAAGAAGCUGCUGAUUGAGAAGACAAAACAGGAGAAGAUGGCUUGCAGGGACAAGAGCAUGCAGGAUCGUCUGCGUUUAGGACACGUCACCACCGUGCGCCAUGGAGCCUCCUUCACAGAGCAGUGGACGAUCGGCUAUGCCUUCCAGAACCUCAUCAGGCAGCAAGAAGAAAUCAGCUCUCAGCGGGAGGACAUCGAACGGCAGAGAAAGCUGCUGGGAAAGAGGAAACCUCCGACCACCCAGAUCGCCAACAUGGAGCAAAGCAAACGAAGAAGCAGAAGGAAUGGGCGGGAAAAUGAAAUGAUGUCACUGGCAGAGUACCGGGCACAAGAGGAGAUCUUCAAACUGCGACUUGGUCGAUUAAAAAAGCAAGAUGUGGAGAUCCAGACCGAGCUGGAACAGUUGGAGCGGGUCAGAAACGUGCACAUUCAGGAGAUGAGGAGGAUCCACAAUGAGGACAACUCGCAAUUUAGUGACCAUCCCACGCUGAAUGACCGAUACCUGCUGCUGCGUUUACUUGGACGAGGCGGCUUCAGUGAAGUUUUUAAAGCGUUUGAUUUAACAGAACAAAGAUAUGUGGCCAUUAAAAUCCAUCAGCUCAACAAGAACUGGACGGAGGAGAAAAAGGAAAACUACCACAAACAUGCCUGUAGAGAGUACAGGAUUCACAAAGAACUCGAUCAUCCGAGAAUAGUCAAACUUUAUGACUAUUUCUCCAUCAACAGAGACGCGUUCUGCACAGUUCUGGAGUACUGUGCAGGCAAGGAUCUGGACUUCUACUUGAAGCAGAAUAAGUGGGUGACGGAGAAGGAGGGCCGCUCCAUCGUCAUGCAGCUCGCCAACGCUCUCAAGUAUCUCAGUCAGAUCCGACCGCCCGUCAUCCACUACGGCCUCAAGCCUGGAAACAUCCUGUUGGUUAACAGCACAGCAUGCAGCGAAAUAAAGAUCACCAAUUUUGGUUCGUCUAAGAUCAUGGAUGGAGACGGCCGCACCUCCUCAGAAGGGGCGGAGUUGACCUCACAGGGUUGGGAGACUUACUGGUAUUUACCACCUGAGUGCUUCCAUGUAGGACAAGAUGCCCCCAAAGUAUCCAAUAAGGUGGACGUGUGGUCAGUGGGGGUGAUUUUCUACCAGAGCUUAUAUGGACACAAGCCAUUUGGUCACAAUCAGUCGCAGCAGGACAUCCUCCAAGAAAAUGCAGCACCUAAAUCUACGGAGGUGCAGUUUCCUCCUAAACCUGUCGUCACCACAGAAGCAAAGGCUUUCAUUCGACGUUGCUUGGCUUACAACGAGGAGGACCGAAUGGAUGUGCUACAGCUGGCCAGCGACCCCUUCCUGAUGCCUGCUGUUCGUAAAGUCCAGAGUAACACAACCUCGUGGGUGCCUCCUUGUCCCUCCAACUGCUGCUGCAGUAGCACCUCCAAUGCGGUUUAGAUUCAGGAGAAAAGAGUAAAUCCUCACAUGUGAAACAGUCUUUUCUGGUCUGCAGAACAGGAAGGAGUGAUGUUGUGUUUGUAAAUGAGCCCACGGUGAACAUGAAGGACCAGCCUCUUGUUGGCUGAGAAGAAGCCAAAGACUUGCUGCCAUGCAUGCACUAACACACACCUUGGCCCAGGUCAAAGGAGGUAUUUUUGUUUCACUUUGCUAAAAAAGAAAAGCGUUUGGAAAAGUUGCACAACAGACAAGUCCAGAGUUAAGAGUGGAAACUCAUCCCUAGGAUGGAGGACACCUAAUACCAUUUAAUUCCUUGAUACUUGAAAGUCAUCAUCCAUCGAACUGUUCCUCAGAAACACUUUAGAGUGGGAGAGAAGCUGGGGUUGGUUGGGAGGAACUGGAGACGGACUGGGUGGCUGCGUUAGACACAGCACCUUUUAAAGACUUGAAACCGAAACGACUGGUUGGUGUUUCUGUUAACUGAAUUUUUAUUUUAACGAAGUCCAUAUUUUUCCAUCAGCUUGACCCUCUAAUGUCAGUGUUAACCUUUAAAAGGAGCUGAGUAGGUGAAUGUUGGGAUGUGAAUGAAAACUCAGAGGAAAUAAUGAGAAUAUUAAAAAUCAUUUGUUUAACA
Messenger RNA from Nothobranchius furzeri (turquoise killifish), 3103 nucleotides. RefSeq names its product serine/threonine-protein kinase tousled-like 2. Lineage: Eukaryota; Metazoa; Chordata; Actinopteri; Cyprinodontiformes; Nothobranchiidae. Gene Ontology annotation, cellular component: perinuclear region of cytoplasm; nucleus. Gene Ontology annotation, molecular function: ATP binding; protein serine/threonine kinase activity. Gene Ontology annotation, biological process: peptidyl-serine phosphorylation; chromosome segregation; intracellular signal transduction. The record is from RefSeq and is a predicted model, not a curated record.